AUGUCACCCCGGUUUACAGCAAUUACAACCCCCACUAACGCUUCGCUAUCUCCCAUCGUAACAGGAAGCAUCCCGAAGCGACUCAUCGUGGCCGUAAUGAUCUUCAUCGCGUGCCUGACGUCGUUCAUGUUGCGUGUCAACAUGUCCAUCAACCUGCUGGCGAUGGUACAACCGACGACCGGUAACUCCACCUCGGCGGUGAACGUGACUACAGACAAUGCGACGACCUUCUCGAGUGACCCGGUGGCCAACUACGGACCACGGUACGCCUGGGGCCAGCGUACGCAGAGCAACAUUUUGGGGGCUUAUUUUUACGGAUAUCUGCUGACGUCACUUCCGGCGGGACUGCUUGCGGAAAGGUACGGACCUAAGGCACUGGUGACGAGUUCGUUUGUGGGGAGUGCCGUUGUGACGGCCGUUACACCGGCCUUGGCUGCGUACAGCGCUUGGGCGGUUAUUGGGUCUAGGGCGUUGAUUGGGCUGCUGGCUGGGUUUGUGUAUCCGACGUUACACAACUUAAUAUCCCGGUGGAUUCCUCCGAAUGAGAGGGGCAAGGUCAUUGCUUGCAUCUCCGGCGGAAGUACGUUUGGAACGGUUUUGACCUGGCCAAUAGCUGGGAUCCUGACGGAGAAGCUCGGCUGGGCUUACUCGUUCUACCUGCCAGCUGUGUUUGUACUCCUGAUCGCAAUCCUGUGGGUCGCACUUAUUGAAGACUCACCCGCGGAGCACAAGUCCAUCACACCCACCGAGCGGCAAUUCAUCGAAGAAUCGUUCGGCGAUACCAUCUCCAAAACGAAAACCUUCCCACCGUACAAGCAGGUCUUCACCUCGCUACCAUACCUGGCCCUCCUCGUUCUCCAUUACGGCAACUUCUGGGGCAUGAACUUCUUCAUCACGCAAACACCCAAGUUCAUGAACGAAGUGCUCGGCUUCAAGCUUGCCAACGCUGGCUUCCUCUCCAGCCUGCCCUACAUGGCGCGGAUGUUCUCCGGGUUCUUCUUCGGCUUCAUCGGCGAUCUGAUCCGCCAGAAGAACCUACUGAGCACAACAGCGAUCCGCAAGUCGUUCUGUCUGUUCUCCCACCUUAUUCCGGCGGUGUUCCUCAUAAUCAUACCGUUUGUGGGGCAGGAUCCGCUGGUUUGCGUUGGCCUCAUUGUGUCCUGUCUUGGGUUCAACGGAGCGUCAACCAUUACGAACCUGGUGAACGCGCAGGAUUUGGCGCCCAACUUUGCAGCGACGCUGUACGGAUUUAUGAAUUUCCUCGGCACAACGGCGGGCUUUCUGGCGCCGAUGCUUGUGGCGUACUUCACCGCGGAGAAGAACACAAUGUACGAGUGGCGGAACGUUUUCCUCAUCAGCGCGGCCAUUUACGCCGUUUCGGGGACGAUUUUCAUCAUCUUCGGCUCGGGCAAGGUGCAAAAGUGGAACGACGUCAAACCAAAGGCGGACCCACCAACAACAACGAAUUCCAGCCACAACGAUGAGUGUUGUGAGAGUAAACGAAAGUAGUGCAGGCAGGCUUUUUAGUACUCUUUAGUUUGUAGAGCAAUAUUGAUAUUUUUUCUAUUUAUUCCAAUUCAAAUGAAAACUGUGUGAAGUAAAACGCAGUAAGUAAGAUUAACUUUGAAGCGAAUUUUAUUUGCAAUAUUAAGAUAAUAAAUAAGAGGAACCUGCCGUGAUCGGGCCGCUCUGAGUGGCCACGCGGUAAGCUUAGCUAAGGUUCAGAUCAAAUCAUUUGAAUAGUAAGCGUAAAUCACAAACAGAUAACAAUACGUGAAAAUCAAAAUACAAAUUGUACAAUUGCAAAGCAA
Molecule: messenger RNA, 1811 nt
Organism: Culex pipiens pallens (northern house mosquito)
Lineage: Eukaryota; Metazoa; Arthropoda; Insecta; Diptera; Culicidae
Product: sialin
Exons: 4
Coding region: 1-1509 (502 amino acids)
Biological process (GO): monoatomic anion transport; transmembrane transport
Cellular component (GO): plasma membrane
Molecular function (GO): transmembrane transporter activity
Source: RefSeq, a predicted model, not a curated record